Messenger RNA from Kickxella alabastrina, 1930 nucleotides. Its product is annotated as alkaline-phosphatase-like protein. Gene Ontology annotation, biological process: dephosphorylation. NCBI's taxonomy places the organism in Eukaryota, Fungi, Kickxellomycota, Kickxellomycetes, Kickxellales, Kickxellaceae. The coding region runs from base 127 to 1863 and encodes 578 amino acids. Gene Ontology annotation, cellular component: fungal-type vacuole membrane. The record is from RefSeq and is a predicted model, not a curated record. The transcript has 3 exons. Gene Ontology annotation, molecular function: alkaline phosphatase activity.
CCCUUUUUUUAUUUCUCAUUACUUUUUAUUUUUCGUCCUUUAUUUCACCUCUUAUAUUAAACCUCAACCAAACUUGCACUAUUUUCACUCUUUUAUUUUAUAUUCAUUCGAGUUUCCCUGCAUUGAAUGAGCUCCAUGCCAUCCCGUUACUCAGAGAAACCAAUGGCGAAUGCACCCUACUCGGCCGUCGCGCGGAAUAGCCAGGAGACCGGCCGUGUGCAUUUCAACGCCGACCACCGCGAUUCUGAGUCUGCUGCCGAUAUCGAAGACAACGACAUCUUUGACAGCUCCGCGAACACCAUCGAUGCCAUGGAGGUUGCCGACAACGACACCCUUUACUAUGGCAUGAGCCUGGGAACCCGCCGCAAGCUGCACAAGGGUCGUGGGUUCUGGAUCACUGUCAUUUCGCUGGUUCUGGUCUCAGUGGUGGGCAUGUUUUGGCUUUACUUUGACGGAAUCAGCUGGACGCAGCAAUCCAAGAAGCGCAACGUAAUUCUGAUGGUCAGCGACGGCUUUGGACCAGCCUCCGAGACCAUGGCGCGCAAUUUUGUGCAGCAGAUCAAGGGCCUGCCCAUCGGAUAUCAGAGCCCACUGGACGAGAUCCUCGUUGGGUCCUCGCGCACACGCUCAAGCGACUCUCUGAUCACUGACUCUGCAGCCGGAGCCACAGCAUUCUCUUGCCAGCUGAAGACAUACAACGGGGCGAUUUCGGUCACGGACGCAAAGACACCAUGCGGAACAGUGAUGGAGGCGGCCAAGCUCCAACGCGGGAUGGCCACGGGGCUGGUAGUCACCAGCCGCAUUACGCACGCAACGCCGGCUGCCUUCUCGGCACAUGCUGCGAGCCGCAAUAUGGAGGACCUGAUUGCAGAAUAUCAGGUGGGGAAUUACUCACUCGGGCCUAUUAUGGACCUGAUGCUGGGCGGCGGCCGGUGCCACUUUAUGCCCAACACAAAACCCGAGUCCAGUUGCCGCCUGGACAACCGCGAUCUGUGGGCGGAGGCCAAGGCCACCGGCUACCACACGCUGAGCACACGCAAGGAAUUCGAUGCCCUGGAUAUUGACCGUAAUGCCAAGGAGCAGCCAUCGCUGGCCGAGAUGGCCGAUAAGGCGCUGGGCAUUUUGAACACAGCAACGAAGAACAAAAAUGCGGGCUUCUUCCUGAUGAUCGAGGGCAGCCGCAUUGACAUGGCCGCGCACACUAACGAUCCCGCUGCGCAUCUCCGCGACAUUGUUGCGUAUUGGGACGCAGUCUCGGUAGUGCGCAAGUUUGUCGACGAGCACCCGGACACCGUUCUGAUCAGUGUUUCAGACCACGAGACCGGCGGCUUCUCCGUUGCCAAGCAGCUGACACCACAGUACCCAGAGUACGUUUGGAACCCGCGCGCGCUGGAACCCGUCCAACACUCUAUCGAGUACAUGUCAGCACAGCUUUUGAAGCAAAUGGACGGCAGUGACCAAGAGGCCAAGUAUAAGUUUGUUCGGGAUACGGUGUUCCCCAAGUGGUUUGGCGCCAAGGAUGCCACGCAUGAGGAGAUUAUGAAUAUUGCUGCAGAGACCGACUCGGUUGUUCUGCGCCAGCUGCUGAGCAAUGCUAUUUCCAACCGCGCGCAGAUCGGAUGGGCCACCCAUGGACAUAGCGCGGUGGACGUCAACCUGUAUGCCUACGGUAAUGGUGCGGAGAAGCUGAAGGGUAACCAUGAAAACACAGAGAUUGGCAAGUUCAUCGUUGAUGUUUUGGGAUUGGAUCUCGAAUCUGUUACGACCAAGAUUAGAAGCGAGCGCGUGUUCCAGGCGACGCAGCCAAUCAAGGAGGCAUGGCUGGGACGCCGCGACCUUGAUGCGCCCGAGCACUACCACUAGUUUUUUUGUAUCUUGUCAUCCCUUUUUUAGAAGUAUUUUAUUUACAUUCAGUAUUUGUAUCUUUCAA